AAUCCGCAGUUCGAAUGUUCGAUAAACUUUUUUUUUCAUUCUUCCCUUUUCCUUCGUUCUCCCUUUCACUUCCCUUCGUAACUUUUGUCUCUCCUCCUUUCUUUACUCUUCCUUCCCUCUCAUUUUCCCUUUACUUUUACAUUUCCCUUUUCUUUUCUUUCUCUUUUCCACUUUUUGUUGAAAAAAUCUUAAUUAUCUCUCCUUAGAUGCGAACUUC
This is a messenger RNA of Rhizophagus irregularis DAOM 181602=DAOM 197198, 217 nucleotides long. The record is from RefSeq and is a predicted model, not a curated record. Lineage: Eukaryota; Fungi; Glomeromycota; Glomeromycetes; Glomerales; Glomeraceae.